CGACCAAUAAGAGCAGGACAGUCAGCCGCUCAUCCCACUUUCGAUGUAUUAUCUCGCACGAGCUCCAUUCCCAAGUCAAGUCAGAAAACCUAACUACCACGAUGGCGACACUACCAACCGCAGCCUUCAAGCUUCACGGCGGUUGCUUCUGCAACGCAAUCACCUACACAAUCUCCGUCCCCGACCUCACCUCUCGACCCCUCAACCCCAGCAAGCCCAGCAAACCCCUCGGCCCCCGCAACGAAGUCAACGCCCGUCUCCCUUGCAUAGCUCUCGACCACUGCACAACCUGUCGCCGCAUCCCUGGCUCCAUCUUACAAGUCUGGUUCAUAUGUCCUCAAUCCUGGGCCGAAUUCUCUCUUCAGCCUCGAUCACAUGACACCGCCACUACUCCAAUCAAGAUAUCAACUAGCGAGUUUCUGCUUCCGGAUAAGGACGUGCAGGAGAGGACGUGGGUAACUGGGUUCCAGAGCUCGGAAUUCGCGCAUAGGACGUUUUGUGGGAGGUGUGGGACGCAUCUGUCGUUCUUUUAUACGGGGCUCGAUCAGAAGCUUGCCGAAGAGGCCAAUUGGGGGCCGUAUUUUGAUCUUGUGUUGGGGAGCUUGAAUAAGGAGAGUCUGGAGGUGGAGGGGUUGUGGCCGGAUCGGCAGGUGUGGGUGGGGAGUGGGAUUGAGUGGGUGAAGCAGUUGGUUGCGGAAGGGGAGGGGAGUCUUUGUUGAUGUGUUAGAGUCAGUCUUUGGGAUGGAGAAAUGGUUGGCAGGUUGGAUUUCCCCUUUCUUGGAACUUUUGGAGAACAAAGAUAAUGGUCCAUGCAAUCGCUCGUUCGUCUGCGGCAAAAUCACAAGUUUAGGUCAAUUGGGUCAGUCGAGUCGGUGAGUUGGCAGGUAUCGUUUUGUAGGGCUGACCCUAACCUCUAAAGGAAGGACCAAGAUAAGAGGUGAAAUAUUUGGUCUACGCUCAGUCUUAAUUCCCUAUGUCAAAGAAUACAACCAUACUAUCACAAAGCUAACAACGCCAGAACGGAG
Messenger RNA from Mollisia scopiformis, 1025 nucleotides. RefSeq lists its product as uncharacterized. Lineage: Eukaryota; Fungi; Ascomycota; Leotiomycetes; Helotiales; Mollisiaceae. The transcript has a single exon. The record is from RefSeq and is a predicted model, not a curated record. The coding region runs from base 102 to 719 and encodes 205 amino acids.